This is a messenger RNA of Xiphias gladius (swordfish), 1286 nucleotides long. RefSeq names its product SRY-box transcription factor 21b (gene sox21b). The transcript is spliced from 2 exons. NCBI's taxonomy places the organism in Eukaryota, Metazoa, Chordata, Actinopteri, Istiophoriformes, Xiphiidae. Gene Ontology annotation, biological process: anatomical structure morphogenesis; regulation of DNA-templated transcription; cell differentiation. Gene Ontology annotation, molecular function: RNA polymerase II cis-regulatory region sequence-specific DNA binding; DNA-binding transcription factor activity, RNA polymerase II-specific. The coding region runs from base 111 to 857 and encodes 248 amino acids. The record is from RefSeq and is a predicted model, not a curated record.
AGCAGAAAACGCACGCCGAGCACUCAUAAGGACGCGGCCACUUGUACUUUUCAGAAGAUAAUCAGCGGCGGGGAUGAGGAAUUGAGGUCUAAAAGUGCGUUUGUGCCGACAUGUCUAAACCAAUGGAUCACGUUAAACGCCCGAUGAAUGCUUUCAUGGUCUGGUCCAGAGCCCAGCGCAGGAAAAUGGCUCAGGAGAACCCCAAAAUGCACAACUCCGAGAUCAGCAAGAGACUGGGAGCGGAGUGGAAACUUCUCACCGAGUCUGAGAAAAGGCCGUUCAUCGACGAAGCCAAGCGGCUGCGAGCGAUGCACAUGAAGGAGCACCCAGACUAUAAAUACAGACCGAGGCGGAAGCCCAAGACUCUGAUGAAAAAAGAUAAGUUUUCUUUCCCCGUGCCCUACAACCUCGGGGAGCACGACGCCCUCAAAGUCAACGGGCUUUCCGCUGGAGCACUUUCCGAGUCCGUCAUCGGGAACCCCGACAAGGCAGCGGCGGCCGCGGCGGCCGCAGCGGCGAGGGUAUUCUUCAACCCGUCCAUGUCGGCGAACCCCUAUUCCUUUUUCGACCUGGGCUCCAAGAUGACCGAGCUCUCCCCACCUUCCUUUCCGUACGCGUCCCCGCUGGGCUACCCGCCGGGAGGCGCCACGGCUUUCACCGGGACUGGCGGUGUAGGUGGCGGGACGCACACCCACACUCACUCGCAUCCGUCCCCUGGGAACCCGGGCUACAUGAUCCCUUGUAACUGUACGGCCUGGCCCUCAGCAGGACUCCAGCCGCCCUUAGCAUACAUCCUGCUCCCCGGGAUGGGGAAACCUCAACUUGAACCGUACCCUGCAUAUGCUGCGGCAUUAUGAUAGGCCCGCGUUGGACUUCUAAGAAAAUGAAAUGUGAAAACAAAAGCAAACAAACAAAAAAACAAAAAAAGAAAAAAAAAAGCUAUUCAUGCAAGAGUUUUAUUAUGCAUGCACAAACUUGUACAUGUGAUGAAGUGCUCGUCGUCUCAGAUAUCACAUGUGUAUGUAUAUUGAUUAAUGCCUUUAUCUAAGGUAAUGCUUAUCUAGAGAACUCUCUCAUCUAUUAUUGCCCGGCCGUCACCUCUCGGCCCCGAGGAGAAAGGACUGAAGGAUGGCAGACAUGCACAGAUUCUAGAGGAACAGGGGGUGUCAGAACAGUUUGUGAAAACUCCUUUUAAAGAGGUACCCUCUUCGAUUUCUAUCUUUUGCAAGUUGCACCUGCUCGACCGACCUGUUGGAAUCAAGGGCAGCAUAUACAAUGACCAUAUU